Molecule: messenger RNA, 822 nt
Organism: Prorocentrum cordatum
Lineage: Eukaryota; Dinophyceae; Prorocentrales; Prorocentraceae
Source: the annotation of a GenBank genome assembly
AUGGGCCAGAGCCAUGAUGACGUCAACGAGGAGCCCUAUUCGAUCACGAUUGAAUCUGCCAAGGCACUCAGGAACGCCGACACGUUCGGGAAGAGCGAUCCAUACGUCAAGGGAUUCUUACAGUCUGGCCGGCACAAGGAGCCUGACAAGCAUCCAUACGGUUUCAAGACAAAGGUCAUCAACGAUGACCUCGACCCUGUGUGGAAUGAGACGAAAACAUUGUUCUGGAAGGGUGACUGGAAGCUGGUGCUGCAAGUGUUCGACAAGGACCUGGUAGGCAAGGACGACAUGCUCGGGGAGGCUAUCUUGUUCAAGGACAAGUGCAACGAGGGAUUAUACACUGACCUCGAUCUUGGUGACGGAAACGGUCACCUCAGAGUGAAGGUCGUCCCCACCCGUGAUGACAAGAAGUUUUCCGACCCUCCCUUCAUCCAGCCGGAGCCGAAGCCGGUAUACGAAGCAUGGAUUUACAAGGCCGAGAAUCUGAAAGUAGCCAACCAUUUCAACAAUCUGAGCGACCCGUACGUGCUGAUCAGAACCGGUGAUAAGGUGCGCUGCCAGACGAACGUCAUCUGGGGCACCCUGAACCCGGAGUGGAACUACGGUCCACACGAUCUGGAGUUGGGCAGCUUCGCCGAGGUGGUUUUUGAGGUGCGGGACAAGGACAUGGUGGGCAGCAAGAGCAUCGGGAAGGCCUCCCUCACCAGGGCCGCUUGCAAGCGGGGCUUCCAGGGGUACCUGGACCUCGCGCCCAAGGGUGCGGGGAAGCUUUUCCUGGCCGUGAAGCCCAAGAAGCCCGAGAAGCCCGCGGCGCAGCAGUGA